UAUGACUACCAAAAGUUUCAUCAUGAUCCGUCACGCCAUCGCAGCUGCCAUGUACGGGACUGUCUUGCUCACGGUGGGAGCAUAUUAUUGCUCCCACCCUGUGCAUCCGUACGACAGUUUCAUGCACGUAGCAAGAGUCUACUUCAACAAUCGCAUGCAACGCAUACGCCUACGAGUCCCCCGAACGCAUACUCGCCGGCAUGUGAUCGACGGCAUGCUGUGGAUGAGUAGCUUUUUCUACUCGUACUUUCACAUUUACCGCGGCAAGACGCCGCCCAGGUUACCCUUAGAUUGAUUGUAGGAGCAGUCGCGGCCGGUUGUUCGUACUCUGACGACGACAGUGGGGUAGAUUACAGAAGAGAUCAGUGUUAACUUUGUAUAGGUUGUACGUUCUUUAAUUAUCUCGUGUACAUCCCUUUCUAAAGAAU
Linum tenue is the source of this 428-nucleotide messenger RNA. NCBI's taxonomy places the organism in Eukaryota, Viridiplantae, Streptophyta, Magnoliopsida, Malpighiales, Linaceae. The record is from the annotation of a GenBank genome assembly.